CCCUGCAGAUCGCGUCGCCGUGGGCGCGGCUGGUCGCAACCUGAGCCAUCCCUCCGGCCUUGAUCCAUCCAUCCAUCGGCCAGUACUUGAAGGAGCGAAUCUCUUCAAAUCGGCUUCCGAUGCACCAGUGAUACCGCCGUUCUUGUCAGGCUAGAUUAGCAUACAAGUGUUCACACGUCGCAGAAAUGCGCGUUUGAGGCGGACGUUCAAUUGCCGUGGGUAGGUACCGAUUCGCUGCAGUUUGCUUGGAGCUGUUCCAAAGUCCAAUCGGCCUCAAGGUCACAGCCAGCGCAUCCGGAACACUGCAGUGGCCCUCAUUUUCCGUCCCUUCUCUCUGCACUGACGCACCAAAAGACAAGGACCUGCGCUUAGCUUGGAUCUUCUGAAAGAAAGUUUGAGCUUGCGCCAGUAUCUGCUCACCUGCAAUGGCAACCACGACGGCAUCCCCUCAGAGGGAUCUCACGCCUUCAGGCCUGGCGUUCUCCUCGGCCAUCCCGCAGAAGCGCAUCCUCGAAGACGACCACACCCCGGCCGUCCCGUCGCCCCUCAACCCCGAAGUCAAGCCCGUUCCAAAAGUUCAAGUCCAAGCCCCCGACGACGGCUCCGCCAUGCGUGAGAAGCGCACCAAGAAGGACUCGCUCAAAAAGCGAGAGGCCAAGGGCGGCGCUGGCGGCCUCGACAGCUCGAGGGUGACACCCGAUCCCAAGCACCCGCAACAUCAGCAGCCCAAAGACACCCCCCCAGGCGAAUUAGCGCCUAUGCGCUAUAAGCUGGCACCGCCAAAGCCGUCCGAUUUCGAGCAGUCGCGCGGCCCCGUUUUCCAGAGCCACCACGAGGUGCAGGAUCCUGACGAUAGGACCAUCGAGUUCUUCGAGACCUCUGAACAUGUCUACAACAAGAAGAACUUCCACUACACCCACUGCAUCGCCGACCCUGCCUUCCCGUCCAUGUUCUACUACCGCCAGACCGAGCCCGCACCCUAUGGCGCCCACUUGAAUGUCGAGGACGCCGCGGCGCAUAUGUACUUUGACAAGGCCGGCACGCAUGCCACCUCCGAUAAAGGCUUCAGGAUGACGCGCGCCAACGUCUCGGUACGGGAAGGGCGCUGGUACUGGGAGUGCCGAGUGACGCGGGGCCUCCUGAAGGAGCGCGCUGCGGGCGACCCGGAGUCGCACGGCCAUAUCCGUGUUGGGUGGGCACGGAGGGAGGCAUCGCUGGACGCCCCGGUGGGGUUCGAUGCCUACAGCUACGGGAUACGCGAUGUGGCUGGCCAGAAAGUUCACAUGUCGCGACCCAGGGACUUCUUCCCCCCGGGGGAGGACCUGCGUGAAGGCGACGUGAUCGGGCUCGAGAUCCAGCUGCCCUCGGAGCAGCUCCACCGCAAGGUCGUGCAGGGCCAGUACAACCCGGCCGUCGACCUGGCCGAGGACGAGUACGCACGCAGCGGCGGGGCAGCGCGAGGCGCCGUCGAGCCCGCGCCAAACAUCAUCCGCGACCGCAUCCCCAUCCGAUUCAAGGCACACAUUUACUUCGAGAAGAUUGACUACCACACCACCAAGGAGCUUGACGACCUCAUGAACCCGUCACCCAUGAACUCGUCUGGAACCAACGGCUCCUCGGAAACCCCCAACCCUCACCACCCGAUCCCGUCGCUACGCACCCUGCCCAACUCACACAUCAAAGUCUACAAGAACGGCGUGCUAAUGGGAACGCCAUGGACAGACCUGCUGGCCUUCCUCCCGCCCGCGUCCAAACUCUUGCAGCAGCCCGGCGGACGCGAGUGUCUUGACGACGGGUCGCUAGGGUACUACCCAGCCGUGAGCGUGUUUCGCGGGGGCGCGGUCGAGGUGAAUUUCGGGCCGCACUUCUGGUACCCGCCACCAGGCCUCGAACUGCCGCUCGACGACGUCGACAUGCUAGAUGUCGGGGCGCUGGAGCUGCCGCCUGCGCCUGUGUCUGGGUCUGGACCCCAGCCGCCGCCAGGGAACCUCGUGUCGCUGCCGCCGUCGGCCAAGCUGCGGCCUGUCGGCGAGCGCUACGACGACCAGAUCGUCGAGGAUAUUGUCUACGACAUCAUCGACGAGGUCGGCUUCUGGAUGCAGGACGGCUGCAAAACCGUGGUGGACCGCUCCGGCAAGGACGGCAAGGCGGGCGAGGCCGUCGGCGUAGGCGUGCUGCCCGGCGGGCGGGAGGAGAUUAAGGAACUCGUGCAGGAUGAUUGAGACAGGACCGAAAUAUUGCUGGUUGGCAGUUUUGGAGGCACGGACGCGCGCGGGGUGGCAGAGGACGGCCGGUCCUUGGCAUAGGAUCAUUGAUACCCAUUAUGGAGACGAAAAGAAAACGAAGAAAGAUAUAUCAAAUAGAGCAGCGCAUGGCAGCGAGAAGCAGCAGCCCAGAGAAACAAAGUCUAACACCUGGAAAGCCUCUUCUGGGCCAGUCUAUCCGUCAAGACCGUGUUGGUCUGGUAUCUUGCAUACCACAGCAUAGACAAACGUGUUUAAUAGUCCGAACGAUACGGAUAUU
This is a messenger RNA of Lasiosphaeria miniovina, 2523 nucleotides long. RefSeq lists its product as uncharacterized. Gene Ontology annotation, cellular component: Set1C/COMPASS complex. Gene Ontology annotation, molecular function: transcription cis-regulatory region binding; protein binding. NCBI's taxonomy places the organism in Eukaryota, Fungi, Ascomycota, Sordariomycetes, Sordariales, Lasiosphaeriaceae. The transcript is spliced from 2 exons. The record is from RefSeq and is a predicted model, not a curated record. The annotation marks the transcript as partial.